GCCAUGAAAAGACGAGCCUUAGCCACGAAACAGAAUGCAAAGGAGCCGCAAGUGCUGACGAGAAACCGCUCCAGCACUGCUGUGAAAGAGACGGUUGGAGCAGUAAAUGUGACUAAUGGCGAGAAGAGUGAAAGAGAAAACGAUAAGGAAAAUGCAGUGCCGUCUGUUUCGGGAAAAACCAAAAUGCCACUGCGAUCCAGACAAGGACAAACGAAAAAGCCAACUCAGAAACAAGCCGUGCGAAGUGCCAAGAAAAUAAAUGGCAACGAUGAAAGCCGCGAGACAGAAAAGGCGAAAAUGGUUGAGGGGAAAAAUGUUGCAAGAAAACGAACCAGAAGCAGUUCGGCCAGAAAUCAGCAAAAACCACCAUCUAAAAAGGCUGUCACGAUGAAAGAGGAGCCAGUCAUGAGUGCAGAUAACAACUUGAAAGAAGAACUUCAUGGGACUGUCGUGACUCGUCGAAGAAGUCUUAGACUCAGAAGGUCUCAAGAGGAAACAACCAAUAGUUCCGAUCCCGACACAACUUUGACUAACGAAGGUCAGGCAGUGAAGACGGAACCAAAUGUUUCAGAUGGCUCCAAAAAGUUAUCUGGUAAAACAGACGAGCCAUCAGAAAUUUCAUCGGGGACAGUUAAAUUCGAAGAUGAAGAAAAUACACAGACAGAUAUUAGUAAAAUCUCAGAAGCGAGCAUGUCGCUAGCCCACCGACUAGUGCGCUCCAAGAACUUUAACGGCAACUUAGACGAAAGGACCACUAUUGGAGUUUCCAGUCAAAGUUCAGUUUCAGCUUGUAGCUCGACUCUAAGCAGUCCUGCGACUGUGAGUUCUAAGGACAGUAGUUGUUAUAUACCCAGUAGCAGUGAUAGUGAAAUGAGUGUAGAGGCGGAAGCAGCGAAAGAUAGAGCAGUUCAGAUGAUAGUUCGCGAAAUGGAUAAGAUAUUAGAAGAAAAAAGAAGCGAAAAGUUUGAGGCUGACAGAGCUAAACACUUGGCGAAACUGAAAGAAGCCGAGUUAGAAAAAGAAAAACAAAUGGAAAAUGAACGUUUGGAGUCUAAAGCUGAGUUGCUGCCAGUUCCGAGAAAUGCACUGUUUUUGAAAUACGACAAAGAUAACAUUUUGGAGGAUAAAAAUAAUCCAGCUUACAUGCACGAUGUCUUCAGCUACCUCAAAUCAAAAGAAGUUAAUUAUGCAAUUGGAGAUUUCAUCGCCAAGCAGCCCCACAUAACGACGAAGAUGAGAACCAUUUUGUUCGACUGGUUCAUCGAGGUGCAAGAGGCCUUGGCGCUGAACCAUGAGAUUAUUUAUCACGCAUUCAAAAUGUGUGACAUGUAUCUGACGAAAAAGCAGAUUUUGAAGACGAACUAUCAGCUCCUCGGAGUCACUUGUCUAUUCAUAGCCACUAAAUAUGAUGACAGAAUACCAGCACCGAUGACGGACUUUCUCGACCUCUGUGGAAGUACAACCUAUUUUGAGGAUGACCUGAUCAGACUUGAGCAGGACAUCCUGCGAAGGCUCAAGUUCGAUAUCGGAUACCCUCUCUCAUACCGCUUCCUCAGAAGGUAUUCGACUGUGCAGAACAACAAUUUCACUGUGCUGUGUCAGGCCCGCUUCUUUCUGGAGUGUAGCGUGCUGGAGUAUGCAUUCUGCAAAUACAGAGAAUCACUGUUAGCGGCCGGAUCUCUCAUGCUGGCUCAUUUGACCCUCGGAACUGGCACAUGGUGUAAAGACGUAGAAUACGCCAGUGGGUACAAGAAGGAGGAGCUGACAGAUAUCAUGCGUCUGCUAAAUGACAACACUAGGGUGCUAGUGAACCUGUUCAAAAACCAGAAGCGUCGCUUCAACAUUGUCCGCAAGUACACAUCACCAUUAUUCAAAAACGUGGCUUCAAACCCUCUAGUGGACAAUAAACUCAUUAUCGAGGCCACUUGCGCCUCCAAGGGGAACUCGUGAUGUGCCUCCUACCAACAGAAUCGCCUUUAGCAACCCUUUAGGGAAAUUGCAUCUUUUUCAUGUGCAUCAAUCUUCAAACUUAUCUCUCUGAAUGAUCUUUGAGUUACUUGAUAUGAAUUGUAAAAGUGCACUCAUUUAAGUUUUAACGUGUAAUGACUAUUUUAUUGUGAUGUGCCUUCAAAGAAACAACGUCUAAUGACUAUUUUAUUGUGAUGUGCCUUCAAAGAAACAUGUUUCAUCUUUUUUUCGCACAACGUGAUGAAAACUUGUGUAGUUUGUUGUUGUUGCUUGUUUUAAACCCCAUAUUUGUGAAGCAAUGUAAAAGUAGUUUGCUACUCUAAUGAUUAUCAGAAUUUGUGCUGUGUUUUGCCUUUUCAGGCCGUUUUAGAAUGCAAUCAGUUUUAUCAUUCCCUUUUUACAUUGGGCCCGAAAUAACUUAGUGACAAUGAACGAAGUCAGUUUUAGUUUAUUAAUAUAUACCGAUUUUUAAGCUUUCAAUGGCCUUUUAUGGUUAGUAUCAGUGGCGGAUUUAGAAGAGCGGCGGAUGCCCCCCCCCCCCACCCUCAGGGAUUCGACCCCCUCACCAACCAAAGGGUCACCCCUUUGGGUUAUUUUAUGACAUCCAUUUUAGGCCGACCAACUCUAAAUUUUUUCCAAGGGCGCCAAUCAAUAUAAACUAAUUUUGAAGAGGAGCGCGCGCGGUAUUUUGGAUGUUUUUUCAAAAUUUCGCCUGUGGUGCAAAAAUUUUUGUCAAAAUAGGCUCUUUAAAGUGUUCCAGGAGCGUUCGGAAAAUCAAUUUGGUCGACCUAAAAAAAAUUUCGACAAACUUUUUGAAAAUCCACCCCUGGUUAUUAUGGUCUAUGGCAUAAUUUUUUCUAAGUAGAUUAAUUUAAGCUCAAUGACAUCUUGGUCACGCUUAAUAAAGAACGUGAAUAUUAAAAGUAUACAUCUGAUGAAUUCUAUAGGAUAAAAUUAUUUUCUGAAUUCAUUAGCACUCAGCGAACAGCCGUUAGUCAUGUUCGCUGUUCAGUGCUAUUUCAAGAAUAAUUGCCAAAUAGUCCACGCAACUUGAAUCUAACUAUUAAGAAUUAAACUAAUUUCUUUUUAAGAGCGAGUUUUAGCCCUUUCAAUGUUUUACUUUACAGGUGCUUUAUAUGAUAUUAAAUAUAAAUAUUUUGCGACAGUUUGUUCAAAUUAACAAACCGACAUCUUGUCUAGAAACAUUGCUUAAAAGUAAUAAUUUUACCCAAGUGAUGCUACUGGAAAUGAUUUAUCCGUUUACUUUGUCUAGUAUUUGUUCGUGGAAUUAAUUAGUAAGUUUUAAUUUGAUUGGUUUAAUUGAGUAUUCUACCAAGUUGA
Symsagittifera roscoffensis is the source of this 3309-nucleotide messenger RNA. RefSeq names its product G2/mitotic-specific cyclin-A-like. Bases 4 to 1950 code for a protein of 648 amino acids. Gene Ontology annotation, molecular function: cyclin-dependent protein serine/threonine kinase regulator activity. NCBI's taxonomy places the organism in Eukaryota, Metazoa, Xenacoelomorpha, Acoela, Convolutidae. Gene Ontology annotation, biological process: regulation of cyclin-dependent protein serine/threonine kinase activity; mitotic cell cycle phase transition. The record is from RefSeq and is a predicted model, not a curated record. Gene Ontology annotation, cellular component: nucleus; cytoplasm; cyclin-dependent protein kinase holoenzyme complex. The transcript has 10 exons.